AUGGAUUGGAGAAAGUUGUUUGAAAUUUCAAAAGGUCUUGACCUUGAUUUUUAUCCUCCGACACUACGCGAUGGGUCUCCGGUGGUUCAGCCACCGCCAGAGGUUUUUGAAGAUGGGAUAGCGGAGUGGAAACACUCGUUAGUAGGACAAUUCCUUGGGCCACCUCCAAAUUUCAUCUCAAUGCAAAGAAUCGUUGAAGCCAUGUGGAAAAAUGCUUCGAAUGGCAGUCCGGUUCGCAUCAGCAAAGCAGGUAACAAUCUCUUCCUCUUUUCUUUUAGUUCGAAUGCUGCUAGAGAUUGGGUGUUAGAACAUGGACCUUGGCAUAUCUACAACAAACCGUUGAUCCUUAGAAAUUGGGAACCAAAUAUGAAAAAACUCAGUUUUGACCUAACAAAAAUUCCAGUUUGGGUUCACUUAUUCAAUGUCCCUUUAGAACUUUACUCCCGAGCUGGUCUUAGUCAUAUUGCUAGUGCCAUUGGAGUCCCACUCUCCAUGGACUCUGUUACUGCAGAAAAAACAAGGUUGGAAUUUGCAAAAAUCUGUUUAGAAAUAGGGCCAAAUGAUAAAAUACCUGAGUAUGUGGAGGUCGUAUUGAACGAUGGGUCUGUUACUUCAGUGUUUGUGGAGAUCCCUUGGUUACCACCAAGCUGUAGGAGUUGUAAAAUGUUUGGCCACACAGAGAAGGGCUGUAAAGUUCACAAACAGACUGCCCAGCAGCCUACACAAGUAUGGAAAAGGAAAGAAACUAUUCCUAAUGCUAAUGAUUCUGAACCGUUAAUAGGAGGAACUGAGAUGUUACAAGGAAAUUUAACUUCUGUUAGCAACAACAGUAAGGAGCUUAUUUCAACUGAAGUUAGUACUGACUCAAGCAAUAACAUUAUUCCCACUGAUCAAAUUAUUUCUGCUGUUAAAGAAGAUGUUAUACUCCCUGACCUUACUGUUCCUUCAGUAGAGGUUACUGAACCUACUUUGUUAUCACGGGAAAGAGGCAAGACUUCAUCGACAACUGUGCUUGCUGGGUCAAAAAACAGAUUCGAAAUACUAUCCGUAAUUGAAGAUUCAUCUCCUGUUUUGAAUGAAAGUAAACCAAAGAAAAGAGAAGCAUCUAAAGGUGUAGCCAAUCUUUUGAACGAACUGAAAACAAAAAAGAAAGACCGUUUUGAUAAAGCUAAAAAUAUUGUAGUAGGAGUUAAUGUGGCUGCUACAUCCUCUCUUUCUCAAUGA
Molecule: messenger RNA, 1224 nt
Organism: Hibiscus syriacus
Lineage: Eukaryota; Viridiplantae; Streptophyta; Magnoliopsida; Malvales; Malvaceae
Exons: 1
Coding region: 1-1224 (407 amino acids)
Source: RefSeq, a predicted model, not a curated record